Messenger RNA from Sphaeramia orbicularis (orbiculate cardinalfish), 1764 nucleotides. It is a transcript of the gene tceanc, whose product is annotated as transcription elongation factor A N-terminal and central domain containing. The transcript has 2 exons. The record is from RefSeq and is a predicted model, not a curated record. Bases 43 to 1035 code for a protein of 330 amino acids. Gene Ontology annotation, biological process: DNA-templated transcription. NCBI's taxonomy places the organism in Eukaryota, Metazoa, Chordata, Actinopteri, Kurtiformes, Apogonidae. Gene Ontology annotation, cellular component: nucleus.
UCUGGUGUUAAGUGUCUGCCAGCAGUGACAGAGCUCAGCAUCAUGAACUCAAAGCAAAUCCUUCACUGUGUUCAGCAAAUAGAGAAACUAAAUACAGACAGAAGAUAUGGGGACAUCAUGGCUCUCCUUGGUGACCUUGACAAACUGCACAUCACAGCAGAGCAGCUGGAAGCAACAGAUGUUGUCAAAGUUCUGUACAGACUCCUGAAAUCCUGCAAAGAUGAGGGUGCGAAGAAGACAGUGAAGCACUUACUGACUAAAUGGAAAAGACAAUACAGUAAGGAGAGACAAGGGAUCAAAUGUACAGAUGAAAGGAAGGAUACUGAGCUCUCCUGUGAUGUUUCUGCAGUUGAUGAAACUGGAGAUGGAGAUAAAGGAAUUUGUAAGAAGAGGGAUUCCUGCUCCAGUUCACAGACAUGUGACACAGGGGCUUCUGCCAAACAACAUACCAACCUACAGACUUUAGCAGCACAAACCUCCUCUGCUUUUCCUGAUCUCUCAUCUGUAAGGCCCAAAUGUGUUCAGCUCCUUCUCUCUGCCCUCAGACCUGAACCUUCUGAUCAGGACAAAGCAGCAAGUCUGGCUGAAGACAUCGAGAAGAACAUUUAUGAGCACCACAAAUCUUGCCAGAUCAAAUACAAAAUCUGUGUGAGAAGCAAGAUAGCCAACCUUAAGAACCCCAAAAGCAGCCACCUGCGUUCAGGCCUGCUGAGCGGUUUGCUGUCCCCCGAGGCCUUCGCUCAGAUGUCUGUGGAGGAGAUGGCCAGCACAGAACUCCGCCAACUGAGGGAGGAGUACUCAUCACUUGGUGUUAAAGAGAGGCAGCUUCCUCAGGGUGUGGAGGGGACACAGACGCAGAAGAUCCGCUGCAAACAGUGUGGGGCAUCAGACUGUAAGGUGACGCAAAUGCCCAGGGGUGCACUUUUCUUACCUGCAUGGGUACGGCGAGCUGGUCCUGAUGAGGAUGCCAUGACUUUUGUGACCUGCAGCCUUUGUGGGCAGCAGUGGUACCACAGUGGCUGGAUCUGCUUCUAGAUCAAUUAUCACAUGCAGAGGCAGAUAGAGUUUUAAAUGAAGGGCCUCCAAGAACACACAAAAUCAUAUUACACAUUCUGUGUACGCGAAGGGGAUGAGCAGACUCUAUUUUCUGAUGAAACUUAGAUCCUUCAAUGUAUGCAACAAGAUGUUCGAGAUCUUCUUCCAGUCUGUUAUGGCCGGUGCCAUCUUCUUUGCUGUUGUGCAUUGGGGCAGCAGCAUCAGAGUCAGCGACACCAACAGAUUUCAUGAGAUUAUCAACAUGUCUCAGGCUGGACAAUUUUGAGACCGUGGUGGAGAGGAGGAUGCUGAGGAAACUGAUAUCCUUUGUGGGCAAUGAUGAGUAUCCUCUCCACCACACACUGAACAGACAGCAGAGCACCUUCUGUUAAAGCUCUGCUGUAGAACAGACAGAUAGAGGAAGUCUUUCCUGCCACUUGCACUGUACAAUAACUCACCACUGUCUGAUGUUUAAACUCUGGUCAUAAACAUAUGUCCACUAUGUACUCAAAUGUCAUUUUGCAUCAACAUUACAGUUUACUUUGCACCUCACAGUGUAUUUUUGCAUGUUGUAGUUUAAUUAUCCUGGUUUUUACCCAGUUCUGUUUUUAUACUUCUAAUUUAUUAUGUAUAGUAAUUUUGCUCUUAUGCUCUAUUUUUUACUUUGGUUUGCUCUUGUAUUCUGUUUUUAUUGUGUCUCAUGCUGCUUCUGCACUAUAAUUUCCCAGU